ACGAAAGUCCGCAAGCCUGGAGCACGACGACGCUGGCUCUAGCGAAGUAGCAUUACUGCGUGCUCCGUAUCGUGCGUGCGUGCCUCCGGGAGCUCCCGAGACAUUACCAUUUUAGACCCACCGACUAGAGCUUCCCCGCCCAUAGUAGCUCCCAGAAGAAAGAAGAUAUUUAAAAAAAAGCUCCCCCUUUUACAACUACUUCACAUACGACGGCGGCCAGCGAUAACUCUGUCUCCCUCUCGUAGCCGCUGUCUAACUGACUGAACUUCGGGCACCGACUGAUCUUACUACAGUGUGUAGUUAAUAUUGAACCGUGUGGAGCAUCACGGUGGGACCAAGCAAGUGCAAGUGUGUGCGCCGCGGGGGAACCCUUCAGUGCGAUUCGCGUCAAGCCCCACCGCAUUUGGACACACAGUUCGGUCUGACUAUCUGUACUGUGUGUGUUAACGAAUCGAGUGUCGUGUCGUCGACGAGUGCGUUGUGCGGUGUUUAUCGUGGUGUACAACUGAAUCCCUUCUUAGCCCAGGCUAUUGCAGCGGUUGGUGUGUUUACUUCCUAACGUGAACAGGAAAUACAGAAAACUGCUGUGUUCAUAAAUUUUAGGAACUUUUCCCCUUCUGCUACUUCUUGUGUCGUCACUCUCUGUCGCUCCUUUUCGUCAGCUGUGUUUUCCUCCCAUCAGUUUACCAGCCGUGUUUCUCAGUUUAUCGCGACACAGCUACUCCGAAAACAGGUGAUUUACAAUACUUGCGCGUGUGUAACUUGUUCCGGGACAAAGUAACAAAUUCGCGACUUAGAUUCAUAAAUCCAGCGAGUGACGUUGUACAGUGUUGUGAAGACUAUUCGUUUCUUUUGAAACAACAGUGUGUUAAGGUUUUCGUUGCAACUGAAACAACAACUACAAAAGCAACCGAACCAAGAUGGCGGCUUUCAUUGCUAAGCAAAUGGUCGGCAGUCAGCUGAACGCUGUCAAAGGAGCUGCCGGAGGUGCUGUAGGCGGUGACGGUGGCGACGAUGAGAAUGACAAAGAGAAGGAGGAGGAGGCCGAGCGCGAACGCCAGGAGGCGAUCCGCGAAGCCGAAGAACGACGAAAGGAGAAACACCGCAAGAUGGAAGAGGAGCGGGAGAAGAUGCGGCAGGAAAUCCGAGACAAAUAUAACAUAAAGAAAAAGGAAGAGGUGGUCGAGCAGGCACCCCAGGAGGAACCCAACCCGCUGAUGCGGAAAAAGAAAACGCCCGAAGAGCUGGCGGCCGAGGCGGAACAGGAGGAUCUGGACGACUUCACGAAUGGCGAUCCGUCAAGCGGUAAUAGAAAGUUGAAAAACUCCAUAGAGACGCAGGUAAACGAGAUCAAAACGCAGAUCGAGGGAAAAUGCUCCUUACAGUGAUUAUGCAUCAUCCGUAUUCAGCAGUAUAUUCAAUAAUAUUAACUCUAAUUUAAAGAAAUAAAAAAGGAAUAACAAAAAUAAGCAGAAUGCAAAUAUUAUAGAACAAAAAAAAAACAAAAUAGAAAUUAUUUAAAAGAAGUGAAAACACAUGAAAAACCAAUAAUUAAAACAAAAAAGUAUUUAAAUGUAAAGUUUUAAAUUGAAAAAUUCAAAAGAGAAAAGCAACAGAAAAAAAUGAAAAACCGUAAUAUAUAAGCAAACAUUUAUCACCACCGGUCACCACCACCACACAAUCACAACCGAAAACAUGCAACUAACGACAGGCAAUCCAGAUGAGCAACAGAAACUCAACCAUCAUCGACACCGUUUGAAGCGUGAAUUGCAAUAUGAGUAUGUGUACACCACGAAGCGCCGCUACAUCAACAUCAACAGUAACAAGCGACAACGACACAAGCAGCAUCAUCACCAUCCUCCACCAAACACAAAUAGAAAAAGUAAACGCAUAAUGAUCAUUUCUCAAAUCACAUCAUGGAAACAUUAAAACACAAAUGAAAAAGCUCAUGUCAGUUCAUUGAAAAACAAAAAAAAACGAUACAUAAUAGAGAACAGAUUGAAAAUACAUUGUUAAAUAGGGACACCCAGGUGAAUCAACUGAUUAAGAAAAAAGUGAAAAAAUGUGAUUAUUCAAAAACAAGAAACAAGUAAAAAACAAAAAUGAAAAACAUUUACCUUUUCGAUUUCGGGUCUUUCCGUUCGAAACCGUUUUUCGUUGAUGCGAAGGAGUUGAAUGAAGCAACCGGACGAACCAGAAUCGCUUCGCCGCUUUGAAUUAGUAGAAACAAAAAGGGAUAGGAAUACAAACUGGCAAGGAUCCACCAGGAACGAAAACCAAUGGACAAGCGACAAGCAUUUGUGAUACAGCAUGAUUGUUUGUAGUUGAAACCGAGACCAGCAUCGCGAACAGAGAGGUUGUGCCGACGAUCCAGAGGAAGGAAAUUCUCGCGUUCUUAGGUCCCGUUUUGGAAUUUAGUUCGCAAACGGUUUUUAGAGGUGGACAUAAAAGGCAUGCGCCAUCCCGAAGAAAAAAAAUUAGAAAAAAGAAUGCACAUUAGAGCGAUAAUUCGAACUAAAUUGAGAGAGAAAAAAUCUUAGCGUUAAUACGAGUCUUAUAUAUUUAGCUUAAAUUCGUUGACAGUUGGACAAGUGUAAUAAAGCAAAGUUAUUCGCCUCUGGUUGAACAAAAAAAAAACAUGCACGUGUACUCGAAACAAUUCUUAGAUAAAAUAACUCUACUGAGACACAAGAAGACACAGUGCCGGAUGUUCCAGUUGUUCAUUCGUGCCGUUUAGAAGAGCAAAAAUCUGAACUGGUCACAUUGGCUGUUUUUACUGGUUAUUUACUGUUACUAAUUGAAUUUUGUUUGAAGAAAAAUGUUCAAAAGGUGUAUUAAUUUUUGGUGAGGUUAAAUAGUGAAAGCAAUUAAGCAAUCGUUCAUCCAAUUUCCCAGCUCACGAGCCAGAAAAGAAGCAAAAUGCGGUUAUCAUCGCCAUAUAAUUGAUGUGUUUCAAAAAACGUUUUUUCCAAGUGCACUUCGAGACCAGAUCCAGUCUCUUUGAACAAAGAAAAAUCAACACCUAAAGUGCACCCCAUACAUUCGAUGCUUAUUAUUCUAAUUCUUUGGGUGAAACAAUCCCUACUUUAUCUUACCCUGUCAUCUGACUUUGAUCCGUGUCGUAAUACAACAAGCAUAUGUAGGCAUAACUGUGCUUCGUUUUUCUCAAUUUUGUUUCGAAAAUUUCUUUUCGCAAAUAGUCAUUAUAUUUCGUUCAAAUCAGACGAGCCUGUAUAUGUCUGAACGAUUGGCAACACUGCUGAACUGUCAUUUUGAAUAUUUGGUACAACAGGCAGACGUUCCAGAGGGCAAGGCUCUUUUGAUGUUGGACAAUUUCAUAUCUUCUUCUGGAAAUUACUCGCAAAAAGGUACUCAGAACCUCAAUGUAUAUUCUUCUUUGUUUCGAAUUGCAUGGAUACUGAUUUUGUCAGCAAGCUCUACGCGUCUACUCAACAGAAACAAACUUCAUUCUCUUACUGCACCCUUCAUAUUCUGUUGAAUGUUUAUGUCGCGCUCAUUGAUGUCGUGUCGCUAGUAGUAAAUGUAUUGAUAACAAAAGCAAAAAGCAAAUACGUUAAUCUACUGACAGCAGCGAAACUCAAACGGUUUUAUCUGUUGAUAUGUUGACAACCAAUCACAACAACAAAAACAACUACACAUUACAGCUAGUAAACGAAAACAAACAGUAUGUUUAUCUCUCUAUCCUAUCGUUAGAAAUCAUUAAUUAGCAGAAAACGAAAGCAAAUAUUGAAUGAAAUUAGCGGAAAAACUCAUAAUCUCUUAACAUUUAUCUUCAAAACACUCAGAUUCUCUUCCUAACUAUUGAAAACAAACAAGACUCUCAUAAAAAAACGGCUUGACUUAAACAAAGUCUACUAUUCUGUUACUUUAUGUACUUCAUCAGAAAACCUUUACCCAUCACAGCCAAACGCAGGUUUCCGAACACGGCAAAAUUUCUUCGACAAAGAAACGCGUAACAGCGUUUCUCCAUUAGCUUCAAAAUAGAAAAAAAAAACUCUGUUUCGAAUUCACAGUGUACCUAAAUCAUAGACACAGCUUUCACAUUGUAAACCCAGACAAGGAAGAACCCGAUCGAAUAAUCCUGCAACGGCAGUUAAGCGGAAGUGAAACCAAGACAACGUUUGUUUAUAAUUGUUGAAGAGAAUUAAAUGAAAAAGUUACACAUUAAAAAAUAAAACACAAAAAACUGUUAAAACUCUGUUUUAUUUGUUUUCAUUGUCUCAACACCUCAGCGGUACCCAUGACACAUUUCCAUCAAAAACUACAUUUUUCAUCACAGGUAUCCCACUUAUCGGCCAUAUAUAGAGAACAUCGUUGGAAUAUGCGACUGACACAGGAACUGACCGUUCGUGUUGUCGUGUUUUCAGCAAAAGAUCUCACUACCAUUAGCUGGUGCGAGUUCUUCUCGCACUUCAAAAACAGCGAUUCACAACCAUAGCUCGAGCGAAAUAAGAAAACAAGAAACAUUCUAAUACAAUAUGUGUGUCAAUUAUUAUUACCAUAAAGGAGGAGGAACGGCAAAACAUUAAAUAUAUUUAAAAAAAAUAUCAUAACGAACAAAGUGCAAGUAGAAAAGUAUUAUCAGGAGUUGCGAGAAGAAUGAAAGAAUGGAAUUUCAGGGGACUUGAGACGUGAUUGGUUUUAUCAUGUGCCCAUAGUCAUUGAGCUCACAUUUAUCCAUUGAUCAAUACUAGAACUUUGGGCGCAGAUGUAUCGAAAUUAUUGACGGUAAUUCAGAAUACAUCCGGAAUGGCCACCAGUACGACAAAAUUGAAGAAAAGCUUUAGUGUGACUAUUUAUCAGAACCAAAUGUUGAUGAGCGUUAUCCAGUUAUGCUGUUGAACAGUAAAGCCAUUUACAGUAGCUUAUAUCCCUUUAGCUACAACCCGAUUGAGAGGUUGAUAUCAAUAUCUAGAGACAUUGAACCAAAAUCUAGAAAUGCACAUUGAAAGGUAAAAUUUAAACAUUGUUAAUUUUAUUCCUAGAGUUGCAACCUCUGAUUUAGUGCUCCCUUGUUAGUUAUUCCACAACCAUCAUUAGACAUUGCCCAUCUAGAGUAAAAACAUUCUAAAGGAUUCUAUAUCGCAAUAUUCUACUUAAAAACAAAUAUCUAACCUAACUACUAAAAAUUAAGAAGCUCUCGUCAGACGACAACCGAAAACUAAUACACUUUAAAACUGAAUCAAGUCUACACCUACACUUAUAAGUUCCACAGUUCUUUUACAUUUUCAUCCCAAAUACCAGAUCGAUCUAAGUUCUACCACAACUCCUACACAAUACAACCGAUACAUCGUAACAAAAGCAAUGAUGCCUGACACGGGACUUUCAGUUAUCCCGCACGUGGCUAUACUCUUAGCAAUCCCUUAAGGAAAACAAAGCUGAAAAUAACUGAAAAUUAUAAUAGAAAAUAGGAGAAGACCGCAGUUCAGAGCUAAAUUGAGAAUAAAAUAUCAAGAAGAAAACAAAAACACAAACAAUGCAAAAUAACUGCAGAAAAAAAUAACUUUCCGUACAUAGAGAGUACCCAAAAUGAAAAGGAUUAAGAGAAGAAGCAAGCAAACACAUCCAACCAUUUCCCCCAGAAUGAAAAUAAACCGAAAAGCGUC
Molecule: messenger RNA, 5627 nt
Organism: Armigeres subalbatus
Lineage: Eukaryota; Metazoa; Arthropoda; Insecta; Diptera; Culicidae
Gene: cpx
Product: complexin
Exons: 7
Coding region: 921-1388 (155 amino acids)
Biological process (GO): neurotransmitter transport; synaptic vesicle exocytosis; regulation of neurotransmitter secretion
Cellular component (GO): terminal bouton; SNARE complex
Molecular function (GO): syntaxin binding
Source: RefSeq, a predicted model, not a curated record